UCAUUAGAACACUGAAAGUGCAUCAGAUGAUAUCACGGAAAGAGCCGAAGAUGUUGGCUCAGUCAGGUGAUCAGCUGUGUCCAAUCACAGCUGAUCACAUGAGACAUGUACACAGAUCAUCAGAGCACUGAUGAUCAGUGUGCCCUGAUGAUCAGUGUAGCCCCAGCAGUGCCACCUGUCAGUGUCCAUCACUGCCUUAUGCCAGUGCUCAUCAGUGCCUCGUGCCAGUGCCCAUCAGUGCCACAUAUCAGUGCCUACUAGUGCACAUCAAUGCCACAUAUCAGUGCCCUUCUGAGCUGCCUUUCAGUGUUACCCAUCAGUGCCAGUCAGUGCCACCUAUCAAUGCCAAUCAGUGCCACCUAUCAGUGCUGCCAAUCAGUGCCACCUAUCAGUGCCAGUCAGUGCUGCCUAUCAGCGCGCAUCAGUGCCGCCUAUCAGUGCCAGUCAGUGUCGCCUAACAGUGCC
This is a messenger RNA of Staurois parvus, 465 nucleotides long. The record is from the annotation of a GenBank genome assembly. NCBI's taxonomy places the organism in Eukaryota, Metazoa, Chordata, Amphibia, Anura, Ranidae.